Tilletiaria anomala UBC 951 is the source of this 2805-nucleotide messenger RNA. RefSeq lists its product as uncharacterized. NCBI's taxonomy places the organism in Eukaryota, Fungi, Basidiomycota, Exobasidiomycetes, Georgefischeriales, Tilletiariaceae. The transcript has 2 exons. The record is from RefSeq and is a predicted model, not a curated record. Bases 105 to 2642 code for a protein of 845 amino acids.
CAGCCUUGCCCUAGGUUCUGCGCGACGUUGUCCUACUUUCUUGCAGGUGAUACGAAAGUCACACGGCCCACGUCCAAGUCAAGUGGCACCGCUCCGUCAUCGCCAUGAGUGCUUUUCCACCCUGGGGCAGUAGCGGCAGCCUGCCGACUGCCGCUAGCGCUGGUACCAACUCAUCAGGACCAGGUCCCGGCGCCAGCACAACUGCCCCUCGACCUGCAUUCAGCUUCGCCGUUUCCAACCGGGCUGGCACCAUCGCCAGCACACCGAUGCACAUUGCACCCACCAGUGUCGUCCAUCGUGUCAACCCGCCACUGGUCAUCGAAACGACGCUUUCCAGCUCCGCCCUACCCGCCUUGGGCCUAUCCUCCUCACAGGUUGGCCCUGGGCCGACUGGCAACGGCCAAGCCAAGUUGCAUCGUCUGCACCAAGUCGGCGUCUUCGAGCAUACAGUCAAUAACCAGAUCUCGCGCACGCCAAAAGUCUCCACAUGGUCCGCCGUCUCCGCUGCGAUCAGCAAGGCGUGGGCUCUGCCGACGGACAAGUACAGGAUCAGCUUGAUCUAUGACGCUUUGCCAGCCCAGCCUGCGUCCAGUCACGCCUCAGAACAGCAGCCGAAUGCCCUUGGCGCGCGCUCAGCUGAGGGCUUGUGCCCAGGUUACGCUCAUCAGUCUGUGGCCUCGGCGUCAGCGAAUCCCGAGUCAAAGCAUCAGGAACGUGAAGCGGGUGAACAUGAUCGGAAGCGCAUCGUCAUUGAUACCGAGGAGGAGUGGACGCUCCUCUGGCACCUCUUCCCCGCUCAUCCACCCAAGGAGAGCAAUGACAACAAUAAUGCUAGCUCUCGUGCUGGCGGCGGACUUUUCGGCUUCCCGAAUGCAGCACCGCCCCCGCCUUAUAAUGCUAUGGGCAUCUUCUCGCCGACAGACUUGCCCAUGACGCCUCGCAAAGUAUUUGAAGUAUUUGUCAGGAAUAUCGAGGCACCCGCCACAGUCGCAUCGAGGCCCGGGACGGCAGUGCCAAUGGCUAAUCUGGCUCGAGCAGACACUUCGACGACUACCGUUCGGAACGCGCCUGCAGCAGUUGGUGGCUUCCCAGUCCAGUUGAAUUCCGUCCAGAGCGCCGGUGCAGGCUUACAGCACACACGAGCGAACCCGGCUGCUUUAGGCUCAGUCCAAGGCAAUCACGCGGCACCGGUGCACGUGCAGCAACCCAGUCAAAGCCCGUCUCAGGGUACCAGAAGUUCUUCCUCGCCACCGCCAUCCUCGUCGUCUUCGGCCGUCAACUUCAUCAACCUCGCAGACAGCAUGCUGCGUCUCGUGAGCGCAACUGCCGCCACACCUGCUGUCCAAGGCGUGUUGAUGCACGGUCUUGACAUUGUGAUACGUGCGGUUCAGAAUCCUAGCAGCCGGGCUACAGUGGGGCUGGGAGAUUCCUCUAGCGGGUUAAUGCCGCCCAGCAUUUCGGAAGCGGCGUCAAUGUCGUCCCCCCCGGUGGAGUCUCUGUGGGAGUCCUUCAGAACGGGUGUGCCACAGCAGCAGCAAGAUAGGCAGUGUUCUGCACCUUCCAAUGCUCCUGCCUCGGCAAACUUUGGCUUUACGACCACUCCAUCGGACAUACCUGCUUCAUCGCAGUCCAGAGCCCCUGUCCUAUCGAGUCAAUCCAUACAACAAUCGCAAUCGCAACCACAUCAACCGGAACAACACCACGAAGGCAGUGAGCACGUCAGGCAAGUGAACGACUACCUUGCCGAUGCUUGGACUCGUCGGCUCGCCGAGAUGCAAGGAGCACCAUCCGCAGAUGCUAGACAGAUGUAUGCCCAUGCUGCGGCCCGAGAAAGCGUCCAGGUCAUACCCAACGAUGCGGAAGAUGAUCGAAAGCAGACUCAAGGUGCUUCAGCCGCUGCCGCUGCGAGCGGAUCCACUUCUACCGCUUCCGAGACAGCCGCACAUACCAGCGCUGACAAGUCAUAUGAUGUGAAGCCCGCCCCAGCUGCAGUGGACCAGAAAGAAGCGGAGGCAGGUGACACCGAGCGGAUCGCAAAACUGAACGCUGGCUUGGAAGAUGCAUUCAAGCAGAUGCUUGCCAAAACGCGCAGCACGGCUGCGCCCUUACCAUACCACUCACACCACAUGUCGAAGAUGUCCGCUGAGAGGCCCUCUUCCUCCAGCGCAGCUCAAUCCUCCUCAUGCGCUACGCUUUCUGUCGACAAGGGCAAACCGCGCGAGGGAUCCGCAGCAGCAGGUGCUGCAGAAGAGGAGCACCCAUCUUCUUCUUCAUCUGUGACGCCCGACAACGAGGAAUGGAGCAACAAAUCCAACGCUGAAGGGGAGAACGUGAACCAAGGGUUGGGCAGCGCUUUUGAAGAGAUGCUCCGACGCAUGCGAUGCGACGCGCAACAUGACCCCGGCGAUCCAAUGCUACCGACCUCGAGCGGUAUCCCAAGCUACGGCCACCGGCCCAUACCCGCAAUAGCUGGCAUGCCCUACACUUCUGGCGCUGUGACUUGCAGCGAUGUCGAUGCAUCGGGAUCUAGCGCCGGUAGAGACACAGUCUCAGGCUUGAGCGCGCGUGGCGCUGACUCAUCGAACGCUUCGGAUGACAGCAAUUGGAUCGUUCUCAAGGACAACAGUAAGGAAGGCUCUUAGGCUACUCGACCGACUAGAUACCGUGCGAAUAUCGCUUCGGGUCUUCGAUUCUAAUGUCCCAGAACUUACGACGAACGCUGUGGUCUUCUUGCUCCCGUCGCGCCUCGCAUCACAUCGUACCGUCCCCCGAGACGACUUUUCACGCAAGUAUUUCGACCUGCAA